Messenger RNA from Entrophospora candida, 837 nucleotides. NCBI's taxonomy places the organism in Eukaryota, Fungi, Glomeromycota, Glomeromycetes, Entrophosporales, Entrophosporaceae. The record is from the annotation of a GenBank genome assembly.
AUGUCUUCUUUCACUUCCACUACUGUUACUGCAAGUAGUAGCAAUAAAAGAAUAUCACCACUUGACUUAUUCAAAAAUAAUUCUUCUAAUGAUAAUAAAAAAUAUUUAAAUGUAUGUGCACCAAUGGUAAGAUAUAAUUUAACAUAUACGCCAAUGAUAUUGGCCAAAGAAUUUCAAAAUUCUGCGAUAGCAAGAGACUUUGAUUUUACUACAAAUUUUAAUGACACACCAUUGAUAAUGCAAUUUGCUAGUAAUAAUAAUAAAGAGUUGGUGAAUGCUGUUGAAUUGGUUUAUGGAUAUGUUGAUGGAAUAGAUAUAAAUUGUGGGUGUCCACAAAAAUGGGCAAUCAAUGAAGGUAUUGGAGUUUAUUUAAUGGAAAAACCAGAGAUUGUCAGAAAUUUGGUAAAAUCUAUUAAAAAUUUUUGUAAUAUACCUUGUUCAAUAAAAAUUAGAAUUCAUAAUGAUUUAAGAAAAACUUUAGAUUUUGUAAAAUCAGCAGAGUCAAUAGGAUUGGAUUUUAUAACAGUACAUGGUAGAACACGCAAACAAAAAUCUUCAGAUCCAGUAAAUUUAGAAGCAAUUAAAUUGAUCAAGCAAGAUCUACAAAUACCUGUUAUAGCCAAUGGAGGUAUAUUCACAUUGAAAGAUGCGGAGGAAUUCUACCAAUCGACAAAGGUUGAUGGAGUGAUGUCUGCCCGUGGAUUAUUAAGAAAUCCUACUUUGUUUGCCAAUAAUGGUGAUGGUAAAGGUUAUAGUAGUUGGGAAUGUAUUGAGAAAUUUUGUAGGUUGAGCUUAGAGUACGGGACUAAUCAUUUUAUUUUUCAUCAUCAUUUGUGA